UGAAGUGACCUUCUUUACGUCCGCCAGAAGAGAACCGCGCACCGGCCGAGAGAUCUCCUUCUUCCUCCUCUCCUGCAGAUAAUUUAACACAAAGCUGACUAUGGGCGACAUUGCAAAAGGAAAGAAGGCUUUUGUCCAGAAGUGUGCCCAGUGCCACACAGUAGAGGAGGGGGGCAAGCACAAGGUGGGCCCCAACCUCUGGGGUCUGUUCGGACGCAAGACCGGGCAGGCGGACGGCUACUCAUACACGGACGCCAACAAGAGCAAAGGUAUUGUGUGGGGCGAGGGCACCUUGAUGGAGUACCUGGAGAACCCCAAGAAGUACAUUCCUGGAACCAAAAUGAUCUUCGCUGGCAUCAAAAAGAAGGGAGAGCGCCAGGACCUCAUUGCAUACCUUAAAUCUGCAACAUCAUGAAGUGGUCAUUAAAUCCAGAAUAUUUAAUGUCAUAUUUUAUUAUUUUUUAUCAUUAGGCUUACACAUGCUUAAUAUACUGUUUUUAUGUUUAGUCAUUUGCACUCAAGGUUAAUUUAUGUCGUCAAAGGUUUUUGAAAAGUGAGUUCACAGCUAAUGUCACUUUAAGGUCGUUCAAAUGGCCAAACAUAAAACUACAGUCUGUUUCAUUUUUGUUUUGUGGAUCUGUACUGUAAUGAAAAAAACUAAUCCCAUUAUCUUAUUAUUUCUAUCAUUAUUCGGUUGCCUGACCUGCCACGCAUUCUGUUUUUCAUGACACACAUGUCUGGUACUUCCUGCUUGCAGAGCCAUCCGUCAUUGAUUUAACUUUCAAAUGUAUAACUAAAAAGAAAGUAACUAAUAUCAGAUACAUCAGAGUGAAACAGGGUGUCAAUCUGGAUCUUUGGUGGUUAAAUGGUGCCGACUCUUAAUCUACCCCCAGCUUUCAUGCCAACUGGAGUUUCUAACCUUUAGAAGAUGUGACAGUGGGAAUUUUCUACACUCGCUUUCUCCUGUCCUUAUAUGUUGUUGGUCAGAAACUACCACUUGCCAUGGAUGCUCAAAACCGUGUUGCAUUCAAGGACCUGUAACAGAGCCUGAUCCGUUACUGAAGCAGCCCCUCUGAGCUCCUGUUUUUAACCCCCCAACAGUCAUCAGACUCAGCACAAGUUGUUGUUUUUCUUCUUAAAUAGUGCUCGGAGUGACACUCUGAUAACUGCCUCUUAACAGCUAAGAAUUGUGGGUUAUAAGCAUUUGUGAAUGCCUUUAAAACCACCACCAUGCUGAGAUCCCACCAGUGUGAAAUCAGCUGGCAUACGAUCAAAAUGCCGAACUACGUUACUGUACGAAAUAGAGGUACUAUCUGAACUCAAGGAAGAUUUUGUUAUUUACCUGGUUUCACAGGCCUGAAAGAGAGUCGUUUUAACUUAUUUUACUGUAAUCUGUCAGACUGCAUCUGUGAGAUGUUUCGAUGGGGCUGCUUGCUGUCAAUGUACACAGCAAUACACUGUAUGCACAUGAACAACAAUAUAAUGCUAUGUCGUUGGUUGUGGACAGGGUGGAUGAAGACUUAAUUAAAAAGAAAAUGUCCAGA
This is a messenger RNA of Anoplopoma fimbria (sablefish), 1544 nucleotides long. Its product is annotated as cytochrome c. Lineage: Eukaryota; Metazoa; Chordata; Actinopteri; Perciformes; Anoplopomatidae. Gene Ontology annotation, cellular component: mitochondrial intermembrane space. Gene Ontology annotation, molecular function: heme binding; electron transfer activity. The record is from RefSeq and is a predicted model, not a curated record. The coding region runs from base 101 to 415 and encodes 104 amino acids. Gene Ontology annotation, biological process: mitochondrial electron transport, ubiquinol to cytochrome c; mitochondrial electron transport, cytochrome c to oxygen. The transcript is spliced from 3 exons.